This is a messenger RNA of Hippocampus comes (tiger tail seahorse), 602 nucleotides long. RefSeq names its product upper zone of growth plate and cartilage matrix associated a (gene ucmaa). Gene Ontology annotation, cellular component: extracellular matrix. The coding region runs from base 104 to 493 and encodes 129 amino acids. The record is from RefSeq and is a predicted model, not a curated record. The transcript is spliced from 6 exons. NCBI's taxonomy places the organism in Eukaryota, Metazoa, Chordata, Actinopteri, Syngnathiformes, Syngnathidae. Gene Ontology annotation, biological process: regulation of osteoblast differentiation; embryonic skeletal system development.
CCCUCCCUCCCCUCGCCCGCCCUUCUUACUUUUCUCCGCUCAUCGGCCAUCACUUAAGCGAGUGCCGGGAAGUUCUGUCCACAGUCUGUUUCUGCUCUCCAAGAUGUCGCCGAGUCCGGUCUUCGCUCUGCCUUGCCUCACCGUCCUCCUCGUCCUCGCUUUUUCCAGUGUCGGGGAAAGUACCAACAACCCGAAACCAGCAGACGUCAAAGAGGCCGCGCGACCCGUCUUCAUGCCCGAGACGGACGCUGCGACUUUUUUCAAACGCCGGAGUCGCCGCUCUGUGAGAUACUACGAGCAGCUGGCCGAGCAGCGGAUGCAUCGGGCCAACUCGGAGAGCCGCAGGGAGCACAACGAGGAGCAACGCAACGAGUACGAGAACUACGCCGAAGAGGAUCGGACCGAGCAACGGGAAAGAACGAGGGAGAAACAAGAGCAAGUCCGAGAGUACAACUAUGACGGCCGCUAUCCUCGAUAUCACUGGUUCCACUAAAGUGCGCUCAAAGCCAAAGUGAAGCGUGUGUUUUAACCUUUUCAGGUACGGCGGUCGCUACGGUGCAUGGCUUGUCAUGUGAUCAGGUGACAGGGUGCGUGAAAGCGUU